This is a messenger RNA of Metarhizium acridum CQMa 102, 1275 nucleotides long. RefSeq lists its product as uncharacterized. Gene Ontology annotation, molecular function: oxidoreductase activity. The record is from RefSeq and is a predicted model, not a curated record. Gene Ontology annotation, biological process: retrograde transport, endosome to Golgi. NCBI's taxonomy places the organism in Eukaryota, Fungi, Ascomycota, Sordariomycetes, Hypocreales, Clavicipitaceae. Gene Ontology annotation, cellular component: late endosome; cytoplasm.
AUGGACGGCAAGCGCAAUAUAGUCAUUAUCGGCGGAGGCAUAAUUGGCUGCACAACAGCCUAUUACCUCACUCGCCAUCCAAAGUUUAACCCGGCUAUACAUACAGUAACUCUUCUCGAAGCUGGCCCGUCGCUUGCAUGCGGCGCUUCUGGCAAAGCUGGUGGUUUGCUAGCGCUGUGGGCAUAUCCUGCCUGCAUAGUGCCUCUUUCCUAUAAGCUACACGCAGAGUUGGCUGCUGAGCACAACGGCGCGCAAAAAUGGGGCUAUCGAAAGCUACAGUGCGGGAGCUUUGAGGCGGUCGUCUCACGGAAGAAGCUCAACAAGCCCAACAAGCCCCAACUCUCCACAGAUGGGGAGAAGCGAUGGGAAAAGCUACCAAAGCAAGACGAGGCGGCACAAGAGUUGUUGGACGAGGGGAUACUGCCCAAAGCUCUCGAUUGGGUGGAUCGAGACCUGGUGACGAGCUGGGCUGAGAUGGGCGGCCCGGGAACCACAGAGACGUCCCAAGUUCACCCGUUUCACUUUACCACCACGAUUGGCGAAUUAGCGAAACAGGCUGGUGUUGAGAUUCGGACGGAUGUAAAGGUGACCAGAGUUGUAACGUCAAAAACCGCCGUGGAAAGGGUUGAAUACCUGGAUAGAAGCACUGGGAAGAUGCGGGACAUUAGAGAUGCAACUGAUAUUGUGGUCACUGCCGGCCCAUGGACAGGACGAUUAUUGCCGCGAGCGAAAGUGGAAGGCUUGCGAGCACAUAGUGUCGUUUAUGACGCGGAGGUGUCACCGUUUGCCGUCUUCACCGAUAUCCAGCUGCCCAGUGACUUUGUACCAGAGCACCGGGCGAAACUGGGACAACAGAGGAUGCACAAGAGCCAUGUUGAUCCCGAAAUUUAUGCUCGUCCCUUUGGCGAGGCGUACGCCUGCGGUGAAGGGGAUACAACCACCCCGCUGCCAGACACGGUCGACCAAGUCGAAUGUGACGAGGCCCGGUGCGACGAUAUUACGUCGUAUAUUAGUACAUUCAGCCCAGUUCUUGCUGUGGCACCCAUCAAAGCCAAGCAAUCAUGUUAUCUUCCGCGACAUAUGCGCUUCGGGCAAGAGAGUGGUCCGCUCAUAGGGCAGACGACGGUACCAGGAUUGUGGGUGGCUGCGGGCCAUACAUGCUGGGGGAUCCAGAAUGGUCCUGCAACAGGAAAAUUGAUGUCCGAGUAUUUAUUUGACGGAGUCGCCAAAAGUGCAAACAUUGAUAAGCUGGAUCCGAGAAAGUUCAAGGUGUAG